AUGUCGAGCGACGCGGAAGAGCAGCUUAAUCGCUACAUGGCUGUCAAAGUCGGACUUACCCCGGCACAGGUGAAGUUCCUCAGGAACGAGUUCAAAAAGUACGGCCGCAACCCCCUGCCCAGCUCUCUCGAGAUCAUCGCCAUUGAAAACGGAUUCGACGAGAACAAAGUCAAGGUGAGUAAACACCUUUCUACACCGUUGCAGAGCACAUGCCAGUAG
Messenger RNA from Soboliphyme baturini, 219 nucleotides. Lineage: Eukaryota; Metazoa; Nematoda; Enoplea; Dioctophymatida; Soboliphymatidae. The record is from the annotation of a GenBank genome assembly.